Molecule: messenger RNA, 1217 nt
Organism: Eptesicus fuscus (big brown bat)
Lineage: Eukaryota; Metazoa; Chordata; Mammalia; Chiroptera; Vespertilionidae
Gene: INKA2
Product: inka box actin regulator 2
Exons: 2
Coding region: 335-1216 (293 amino acids)
Cellular component (GO): nucleus
Molecular function (GO): protein serine/threonine kinase inhibitor activity; protein kinase binding
Source: RefSeq, a predicted model, not a curated record
CCCCCAAGGAGCGGCGGCCCGGGCCGAGCGCUAACCCCCGCGGCGUCACGGUCAGCCAGCGGGCGCCCAGCCCGCCCGGUUCCCCCCCCCCCGCCCCCCGUGCGCUCUUCUGAUUGGCUGAGGGCAUGCCCCCUGAACGCUGAUAGGCUGGCCCGCUCUUCCCUCCGCCCCGGCACGGGCCGCGCGCAGCCAGCAGCGGGGGAAGCCGCUCCAAGUCCCGCAAGCUUCGCUCAGAGCUGCGGGAGGCGCGGAUCUCGGGGCCAGGAGCCCGCGGGGCGCGCGGUUUCCGUGGGGCUGGGACUCUGUGGUGGAGCCGAGCCCGGCCAAUGGGCGCAUGAGGAAGAAGAGCGGGGAAAUGGACUGCUAUCUGCGCCGCCUCAAACAGGAGCUGAUGUCCAUGAAGGAGGUGGGCGACGGCCUGCAGGAUCAGAUGAACUGCAUGAUGGGGGCGCUGCAGGAGCUGAAGCUCCUCCAGGUGCAGACAGCCCUGGAACAGCUGGACAUCUCUGGGGGGGCUCCUGCCCCAGGCCGCCCUGCAAGCCCCCGGACACAGCUGGAGCCCCCUCAGUGGGAGGGUGGCAGAGGUGCCUCCCCCUCCAGCCAAGCUUCUCAUGGGAGCAGCGCCAGGUGCCCAUCCGACAGGAGUGUGUGGGGUAGGGAGCCAGCUCUCGGACCCAGGACCCAGCCGCCAGAGCUCCAAGGCUGUGCCGAGCAGAGGCCCGAGCUGGUGGAGCCGGAUGACUGGACCUCCACGUUGAUGUCCCGGGGCCGGAAUCGCCAGCCUCUGGUGAUGGGGGACAACGUGUUUGCGGACCUGGUGGGCAACUGGCUGGACUUGCCAGAACUGGAGAAGGGCGGGGAGAAGGGGGAGCCUAGGGAGGCGGGGGAGCCCCAGGGAGAGCGGGGCCAGUCCCGGGAGCUGGGCCGCAAGUUCGCCCUGACCGCCAACAUCUUCCGGAAAUUCCUGCGGAGCGUACGGCCUGACCGCGACCGGCUGCUGAAGGAGAAGCCAGGCUGGGUGACCCCCUCGGCCGCAGAGCCCCGAGCCGGACGCUCGCAGAAGGUCAAGAAGCGGGGCCAUCCCAAGGGUUCGGGGCAUCUUCCCUUCCCGGGCGUGGGGGAGCCCAGGCGAGGGGAGGGCACGCCCACGGGCUGCCCCAAGGCCCUGGAAGCCGCGCCCUCCGGCUUUGAUAUUAACACCGCUGUUUGGGUCUGAA